Mytilinidion resinicola is the source of this 1010-nucleotide messenger RNA. RefSeq lists its product as uncharacterized. The coding region runs from base 56 to 703 and encodes 215 amino acids. The transcript has a single exon. The record is from RefSeq and is a predicted model, not a curated record. Lineage: Eukaryota; Fungi; Ascomycota; Dothideomycetes; Mytilinidiales; Mytilinidiaceae.
UCCAACAAUCACCUCAAUUUGCCACCCCAACAUCAGCCCUCCCAUGAAACUCACAAUGUCUACAGGUUCUUCUUUUUCUUCUCCGACCCCACCAGCCUCCCCACCCAAGAUGACACCCUCAUCCACCGCCACCCACAUCCUCACCCUCCUCACCGAACACGGCGAAGCCGACUACAUCGGCGAGCCCAUCACCCAACUCGCCCAUUCCCUCCAAUGCGCACACUUCGCUGCCCUCCAAUCCCCUCACGACGACGAAUACAUCGCCGCCGCCCUCCUCCACGACAUCGGCCAAUUUCUGCCUGCCUCUACUCUCGCCUCUCUCACGACAUCUAUUCAAUCAAUGGACGGGAACGUCGGCCGUAUAGGCCACGAAGCUCUAGGCGCCUCAUACCUCCGCUCGCUGUCUUUCCCGCCCAAAGUAGUCGCGCUAGUCGAGGCGCAUGUGCCCGCCAAGCGGUUCCUAUGUGCGGUGGAGAAGGAGUAUUAUAACGCCCUGAGCUCAGCGAGUAAAGCGAGUUUAAGGUUUCAGGGCGGCCCGAUGAGCGAGGAGGAGGUGAGGGCGUGGAAGGAGGGGGAGUGGUGGGAGGAAAUGUGUCGGUUGAGGAAGUGCGACGAUGCGGCGAAGGAGGUGGAUCUGGAGGUGGCAGGGGUGGAGGCGUAUCGUGAGGUUAUUGAGCGGUGUUUAGAGGUCGGGAGGACGUGAUGGAGGCGCAAUUGGGUUUGUGGUGAUGGAAAUUUGCAUUUUUGGGGUUUGGAGGGAAUAUCGGGGUGCUUAAUGGGUCUACCGAGGGGUGCAUUCAAAAAGGGUGUAUUGGGUAGCUUUACGACAACCACCUCGACUCCGUCACCACUCUUUGACACUAACUGCAUGUUAUCCAUGCAAAACUAGGCUAUCAUUCUCCACACAGUGAUUUAGUGCCGCUUGAAGUGCGUCAAAUGAUUCUCGGCAACGUAAGGGAGGUUCGAUCUAUCACCGUAUCUGUAACUACUCAAACUAGGGAUUUCCUAAU